Molecule: messenger RNA, 2294 nt
Organism: Harpegnathos saltator (Jerdon's jumping ant)
Lineage: Eukaryota; Metazoa; Arthropoda; Insecta; Hymenoptera; Formicidae
Exons: 3
Coding region: 104-2104 (666 amino acids)
Source: RefSeq, a predicted model, not a curated record
AGCAUUCUCCAUGCGGGUAAUCCCCGAAGACUUUGCAAGGAUUAUUGAUCGAUGAUUGUUAUAAAAGCGAGUCGACGGAAUAGACCAGGCUACUUAGCGCAAUAUGCUCCGACAGAAAGCACUUUUACUGUUCACCUGCUCGCUGGCGUUCGCCGCGGCGAUACCGCCCGGAGCACCAUGGACGAACUUUAUACCCAAGCCUGUUUACUCACGAGCCCUGGGACCGAUGGGUCCAAGUGGAAUGGACACGAUAUCCGUGCCGUACAUGGCGAAGCCAUCGUUCUUCCCGAAGUUCGUCGACCCAAAGACGAUGAUCUCCAAAAAGACGGACAUGCUGAGCAACUUGUUCGGCGGCUUGGGCCCGGUCGCGUACAACGUUGCGGACUCUACUAAGCCGAUCGGCCCGUACGGCGCCGGCGGAGAACUCCCUCCCUUGAACAACGUGUUGUUCAGCAAGAAACGCGACACGCUGCAAGCCGGCAAGGAGAAGGCGCUCGACGGCAACGGCGGUGCAAUGUACAGACGCGGUAUGUUCGGCCCAUUCGCGCCGAAAUUUGGCCCGAUGGCACCGAGCUUCGGCCCGAUGGCACCGAGCUUCGGCCCGAUGACGCCGUUCUCGCCAGCCGACAUGACGGCCGAUUACACGUCCGCGGGCAAGGAUUUCUUCUCCCGCAGGAGAAGAAGUAUAGUAGAAGCUGCCGCGGGCGAAGCCGACUCGAUCCCGACCGACAAAAUGCAAGUUGCCAACCUGGGCCUGGCUGAAGGUACAGCUGGUGCGACCGACGACACGCCCAAGGAAUCUCUUCCGGGUAUGUUCGGACCUUUCGCAGGACCCUUCGCAGGACCUUUCGCAGGACCCUACGCAGGACCCUACGCAGGACCCGUCGGACCGGCGGUGGAUCCGAGCAUGAUGGCGGCGAAGAAAACGGCGUUCCUCGACACGUUGUUCAAGAACCUCGCUACCAGUACCGCCGCCCCGCCGACGAGCACCGACGUCCCCGCGCCGAAGAGCACCAUCGUGCCACCCAGCUACUGGAUGCCGUCCUCCAUAAUUCCUGAUCCGAGCGAGUAUACGUCGAAAGUAUCAGCCUUCUUGGACAAGCUGUUCGAUAGCAUUAAGCUGAACGCGACCACGAAAGCAGCGGAUGACGACAGCUCGGAAGCAAAAGGCGACGUCAUGAUGAGAUCGUUGAAAGCGGACGAUGCUGCCGCUGACAGGACCGCGAGAGCCUCCGAAGACCUGUCGGCCAUCGCGGCCGCCAAGGACGCGGUCGUGGACGCGAUUUUGUCGGAGCUCGGCGACCUGAAGAGCGACAUGAUGGCAACCUUGAACGAUCUGAUCGCGUAUGAGAAGUCUGCUGCAGCCGCAGCAGCUGCAACGAAGAAACCUUUCAAGCCUCCCUUCGCCGGCAUAUUUCCACCGAAACCGACAGUGGACGCCACGCUUCCAUUCAAGCAACGGAUGAUUGCGCUGAGUCAGGUGUUCGACAUGUUAACGGAGCUGCAGAGAAACAUCACCACGGCUACGAACAAUGCGAUGACAACGGCCAACGCCGGUGCGACGGACAACUCCGAGGAGUCGUCGCCGAAGAGCCCGUCGCCCGCCGCGGUUGGCGCUCCGUCGUUCAACGCCACUCUCUUGGACGCCGUCCUGAAGAAACUUUCCACCAUCUCCACCGUGACCCCGUCUCCGUUCCAGGCCGAGAGUGAUGUGAAGGCGAAUCCCCUCAUAACCAGCAGAGCCUUGUCCAAACCGACGUCCUUCUGGGUGUCGUAUCCGGAGAACGGUGCUUCCGCUACCGCGAAACGACAAGCGGAUGACUACUCGUCGCCGUACUUUGACGACGACCGGCACGAUCGGAGACAGUUCACGAGAGGCGUGAAGAUGCAGAUGCAUCAAGGAUACCAGAGCCUGCCAGCGGGUUCGGUGGAGUCCGUACAGGCCGGAGGAGGUUCUACGCCGGGGCAUCAAGGAGGCGGGAUCAAAUUGCUGGGACCUAACGCUUAUGGAAACUUAAACGGCAAGUGGCUUGACUGGAUGCAGUAUCACAAGAAUGCGUAUCAGGAUCAAGAGAGUCAUAGGCACCAUCAUAACCACCAUUAGGCCACUCAGCCAGCAGGACUAUUUCUCUUUCUCGUCGUAAAAAUUCUCUCCCGUGAACGGAUCUCGACGAGAAAUAUUCUUACGAAAUGCCAAUUAUUGUUCCAAACGUGUAAAAGUAAACGUGUACACGAGGGCGUGCGUUAUUACCAAUAAAGUAAACAUAUCUAGCAACAUGAAACGAAGAUGGAGA